This is a messenger RNA of Closterium sp. Naga37s-1, 1954 nucleotides long. The record is from the annotation of a GenBank genome assembly. NCBI's taxonomy places the organism in Eukaryota, Viridiplantae, Streptophyta, Zygnematophyceae, Desmidiales, Closteriaceae.
AAAUCUGCACAGCAAUAAUUUCACCGGAUCCAUUCCAUCCACGAUUGGACGUUUGACAGGCCUGACAUACUUAAUCUUGAGCAACAACAGCCUGACCGGAACAAUUCCUGACACUAUUUCCAAGCUUUCAAACCUCGUUAGAUUGCGUCUUGCUAAAGACAACCUGUUGGGCUCGAUACCAUCGGGAAUUGGCAGCCUUACAGCUCUAACUGAACUGUACCUUGCCAACAACAGCCUGAUUGGCACAAUCCCUGACUCCUUCAGCAAGCUCUCAACUCUUGGUUCCUUGUAUCUCGACGGAAACAAACUGACAGGAACGAUACCAGCAACAGUCGGCAGCCUUCAAUUUCUUACCAACAUGAAUCUCUCAUCAAAUUCACUGUCAGGCUCCAUGCCACAAUCAUUCGCACGCCUCACUAACUUGAAAGAAUUAUAUCUCACGAGCAACAGUCUGACAGGGAACAUCCCAGAGUCCAUUGGCAACCUCACACAGCUUUCUAUCUUGAAUUUGAAUGGAAGUGGACUCACAUGCCCUUCUGACAACGCCCCAUGCGUGGCGCAGCAACGACUUCAGAGUGCCUUUUGCCGCCAGUGCCCCUCCUUCUGCACCACCUGCAUCAAGCCCGCACCUCCGCCCCCCUCCCCAUCUCCAGGGAGCACUACAGCGUCCCCACCCCCCCCCACUGCCUCCCCAGCAUCCCCCCCUCCACCUUCAACGUCCACCUCUGAUUCUGGCGGCCUGUCAGCAGCAGCCAUUGCUGGCAUUGCCGUGGCUGCUGUGGCUUCCCUGAUGGUUCUGCUGAUUGGCAUGCUGCUAUGCUGGAGGCGGUACAAGAAAGAAAGAGAGACAGCACAGAAAUCAGCAACAGCAGACGGGGGCGAGGAUGCAGUACUGCAAGUAAAGACAGAUUCUGAAGGUCUGGCAGGCAGUGUGGCGGCCUCUCACUGCACGGAGUACUCCCUGGAGGAAGUGCUCACAGCCACCAGCAACUGGGCGAGUGACAACCAGCUGAGGUCGGGCGCAUUUGGUGACGUGUACAAGGGCGUGUCUCCGCGCGAUGGCACCACACUGUGGGCCGUCAAGCGAGCCAAACUGCUUGAAGCCGACUUUCAGCGAGAGGUGCGACAAAUGGCUGAAAAGAAUCAUCCUAACAUCGUGCGGCUGCUUGGGUUCUCCAUUGGAGGGGACAUGCGGACACGGCCAGAGCAAGUCCUGAUCUACGAGUUUGUUCCCAACGGUGACCUCAAGAUGUGGAUGAGUGAAAAGGCACCCUUUCCGCUCAUCUUGAUGCAGCGGCUGGACAUCCUCAUUGGUGCGGCACGUGGCUUGGCGUAUCUCCACAGCUUUGGCCUUGUGCAUCGCGACAUCAAACCCGCCAACAUCCUUCUUGGGACAAACAUGCAGGCCAAUAUUGCGGACUUUGGGCUUGUGAGGAUGGAGGAGGGCACAACAGUGGGCACGACUCGAGUGAUGGGAACACCGGGCUAUGUGGAUCCCAUCUAUUCACAAACCUCCAAGGCAACCAGAUCCACUGAUGUAUACAGCUUUGGUGUGCUUAUGCUCGUGGUGCUCACUGGCCGAAGCCCCUUCGGCACUGAUGAUGGAGAAAACGUCCAUAUUCUGAAAUGGGUAGAGGGGUGCAUCUCCUCCGACAAUCCGGCCUCCCUCAACGACCUGAGCAUGGACGCCCCGGAUGAUGCUGUGCUGCGCCUAGCCCAGUUGGCUCUCAGCUGCACUGUGGAGCGCACUGCAAGCCGACCCAACAUGGCAGGCAUGGCCAACGAGCUGCAGAAGAUCAGGGACGAGGUGGUGGGGAAGGAGGAGCCAGUUGCAGCAGCUAAAGUGGAUGACCGGGCUCGAGAGAUUAAGGGCUUGACUUCUGCGGAUGCUCAUCUGCAGUGCAUUGACAAAAUCCUGGAAGGGGACUCGUUUGGUGACCACUCAAGUGCUUGA